UUCCGCGUCGAGUGGAUGUGCUAGGGGCUUUCCGGGCAUCGAUCCCUGGCGAGUGCUUCCCAGUCUCGAUUCCCAGGACUGAUUCCCGGCCCCAGUUCCUGGCAUGGACAUCAACCCUCUGUACGCGGGCAGCCAGCCCAUUGCCCCCGCCGAGGGGGAGCUUAGCCAAGGAGAAAAGAGGAAAUAUCUUCAGCCCAACUCUCAGAAGGACCCCAAACUGGAGGAACUCCAGAAAGUCUUGGUGGACUGGAUCAACACGGCCCUGCGCCCUGAGCAUAUUGUUGUCCGCAGCCUGGAGGAGGACCUGUUCGACGGGCUUGUGCUGCACCAUCUCCUGCAGCGACUGGGAGGGAUUAAGUUGGAAGUGGAGGAGAUCGCGUUGACGGCGGACAACCAGAGGCGGAAACUGGCCACGGUCCUGGAUGCCGUGAGCCGGUUCCUGCCAGAGGUGGAGAAGGCCAGCAAGUGGAGUGUGGAAGACAUCUUCGGCAAGGACCUCCUAGCCACACUGCACCUCUUGGUGGCCCUGGCCUGCCACUUCUGCCCGCAACUGGCCCUCCCGUCCGGAGUCCAAGUGGAGGUUGUUCUUGUCGAGAGAACACGGAGCGGGCUGAAGUCGGAGAAGGUGGUGGAGCAGAUCACGGCCUGCAGAGCGGAUGCGGGGAAGGCGUCGAGCAUUACCGACUUGGAAGCGAUGCUCAAACGGGCCCCUGACGAAGUGCACAAUGUCAGAGAGGCGAUCGUUCAGUUCAUCAACCAAAAAAUGCAGAACCUGGGGCUGUCGGUCAGCGAUCUGGAAACCCAGUUUGCAGAUGGUGUUAUCCUGCUCUUGUUGAUCGGACAACUGGAAGGCUUUUUUCUGAACCUGAAGGACUUUUUCCUCAAGCCCAGAAACUCCGAAGAAAUGAUGCAUAAUGUGACCCUGGCCCUGGAGCUGAUGAAGGAGCUGGGCCUACUGGACUUCCCGAUCCAGCCCACAGGCGUGGUGAGCGGGGACACGAAUACCACAUUGCGUGUGCUGUACUGCCUCUUCGCCAAGCACCGGCUCAGCCUGGGCAAGGAUGGCAGGCCCAGCCGGACAGGGAGCUAGGGCCUCCCAGGAACGGCUCCACUUUCAGGAUCUGGGGGCGCCUUCCGGGGCGGGAG
Ornithorhynchus anatinus (platypus) is the source of this 1146-nucleotide messenger RNA. RefSeq names its product parvin gamma (gene PARVG). Bases 104 to 1090 code for a protein of 328 amino acids. The record is from RefSeq and is a predicted model, not a curated record. Gene Ontology annotation, cellular component: cytoplasm; focal adhesion; actin cytoskeleton. Lineage: Eukaryota; Metazoa; Chordata; Mammalia; Monotremata; Ornithorhynchidae. Gene Ontology annotation, biological process: establishment or maintenance of cell polarity; actin cytoskeleton organization; cell projection assembly. Gene Ontology annotation, molecular function: actin binding. The transcript has 12 exons.